AUGUCACUCAACGUCGCACUUUCACUCGCUCACUUGGACUCGGUUCAGACAAUCUUUUGACCUUGGAUCGCUCUUUCGCUUCUCUUCUUGCUUCUUUUCGUCUGAUACGUUUCGCGCUGGCCCAGACGUCCAUUCAUCCUCUCAAUCAACCUCCCUCGGCUUCAGAACUACCGCAAUCGCUUUCGUCUUGUAUACGCGUUAUCUUGCAUGCAUGAUUUCGUAACACCCAAAACACCACCCUGAUAGACCACAAUGGUCGCGGAAGAAAUUGUCCUCCACAAGAAGACGCGUAUUGUGUCCGUCGUCGCCGCGACUAUCAUUGCGCUCGCCUGCGGGACGAAUUACGCAUACGGAGCAUGGGCACCGCAGUUCGCCGAUAAGCUCCAGCUGUCCGCGACGGAAAGCAAUGUUGUUGGCACAGCAGCGAACUUGGGCAUGUAUGCCGCAGGUAUCCCUGUAGGCUUCAUUACGGAUAAGAAGAGUCCACGUUUGUCGACUCUCAUAGGCGCGUUUGCGCUGCUAGGCGGCUACUAUCCCAUCAAAUUGGCAUACGAUGGGGGUCCUGGAUAUAUGAACUUGUCGAUGAUAUCCUUCUGUUCUUUUAUGAGCGGUGUGGGAAGUUGUGCUGCGUUCCAGGGCGCUUUGAAAACAGCAACCCUCAACUGGCCAACACACCGCGGCACGGCAACAGCCUUUCCUCUGGCAGCAUUCGGACUCAGCGCAUUCUUCUUCACACUUGUAUCAGGCGUAGCGUUUCCCGGUGAUACUUCUGGCAUGCUUCUCAUGCUUUCUCUAGCAACUUCGCUUCUCGUCGUAAUCUCCAUACCCUUCCUUAUUGUCGUAGACCGCCAGAGCACCACCUAUUCAGCCCUCCCAACCACCGAGCGUCCUCGACGGGACUCCAAUGUCCUCCACCGCACAAAAUCUGGAGGAAGCAAACACAGCACGCGUGUUCUUCCAACCCAAGAAAUCACAGACGACGAAGAACAAGGUCGUGCCUCUGAUGAAUGCUCCUCCCUUCUCUCCGGGCCCGGAGAUGUCGACGACGACGACGCCACAUGUAAGAAGUCCGCUCACUCACAUCGUCCAGAUAUAACGGGACUGGCGCUGCUCUACAAGCCCGAGUUCUGGCAGCUAUGGGUCCUGAUGGCGCUGCUCACCGGUGUGGGUUUGAUGACUAUAAAUAACAUCGGCCACGACGUCCAAGCCCUCUGGAACUACUGGGACAAAUCCGCAACCCCAGACUUCGUCGCCCACCGCCAACUCUGGCACGUCUCCAUCCUCUCCAUCUGCUCCUUCUUCGGCCGUCUCUUCUCCGGCAUCGGCUCAGACAUCAUCGUCAAGCGCCUCGGCCACUCGCGCUUCUGGUGCGCCGCCAUCUCCGCCACCGUCUUCGCCCUCGCCCAACUAUGCGCCAUCCGUAUCGCAGACCCGCACUUCCUAUGGGCCGUCUCCGGUCUAUCGGGCUUCGCGUACGGCGCGCUAUUCGGCGUCCUGCCCGCCCUCGUCGUCGACGCGUUCGGCCCCGACGGCUUCUCAGUGAACUGGGGCUUCAUGACGCUCGCGCCUGUUAUCAGCGGGAACGUGUUCAAUCUUUUCUACGGCGCGGCGUUUGACGCGCAUUCGGUUGUUGGGCGGGAUGGGAUGCGGAAUUGUGAGGUGGGGAUUGAGUGCUAUCGUACGGCGUAUUAUGUUACGCUUGUGUCUAGUUUGUUGGGCGUAUUGGCGUGCUUUUGGGGGAUUUGGGGCGAGCAUGCUAGGAAGAGGAGGGAGGUGGAGGAGUAUGAGAGGCAUAGGGAUGCUUGAUUUGUUUUCUAUUGGGGAGGUUUGCUGGGUUGGAUAUAGAAGGGCGAUAAAUCUAGACUAGGGUUUGGCGUGUGUUUUCGUAUACCCUCGCGCUACAUACAUUAGAACUAGGUAUUUGCAAUUUAGUAUAUAUACAC
Messenger RNA from Dothidotthia symphoricarpi CBS 119687, 1943 nucleotides. RefSeq names its product MFS general substrate transporter. NCBI's taxonomy places the organism in Eukaryota, Fungi, Ascomycota, Dothideomycetes, Pleosporales, Dothidotthiaceae. The transcript is spliced from 7 exons. Bases 253 to 1806 code for a protein of 517 amino acids. Gene Ontology annotation, cellular component: membrane. The record is from RefSeq and is a predicted model, not a curated record.